AUGGGUCAUACGAGCCUUCGAACAGUAAUUGUCUUAGAUACAUUAGUAUCUCUAGGAGCGCAGUGUUUUGAUGGCUGCACAAGUCUUGAAUACGUCAAAUUUUCAUUGAAUGCUACUAAUAUCCCUGUUAGUGCCUUUUCUGGAUGUACAAAUUUAAGAGAAAUCAUUCUUCCACCAUAUUUAGAGUCUAUUAGUUCAAACGCAUUUUACAACUGCUAUAAUCUAGAACGAUGUGAAUUUCCAUCAACCUUAAAAAGAAUAGAUAGUAAUUCAUUUCAAUAUUGUUCCAAUCUAAAAACUAUUAAAUUCAUAUCCCCUGUUGAUUUGAUUGGUCAAAAUGCAUUCUACAGCUGUUCAUCUCUAGCCAGUAUUGAAUUUUUGUCCCUUGUAACUUCAAUCUCAUCAGAAGCUUUUUAUCAAUGUCAGCAAUUACAAAAUGUCACAUUUUAUAAUGGUGUUCUCUCAAUUUCCAGCAAUGCUUUUCAAAACGCCUACAUUGAAAAUCUGACAAUUAUCGGCCAAGUUGACUCAUUGGGAAAAUUUACUGGAGGCAAAUUGGGAACGGUUAAUCUUUCAAGUUCAACUCUCACAUCUUUGAAUUCAGAAGUUUUUAAAAGUAUCUCGAUUACAAGCAUUUAUUUGCCAGUAACUCUUCAGAAUAUUGGUGACGAAGCGUUUAGAAGUUCCACUGUUGGAAAUAUGAUAUUCCAGCCAGGUUGUUCAUUGGUAUUGGGUGAUCAUUGCUUCAGAGAAGCCAAAAUUAAUUAUGCUAUAUUUCCAAAUAUUACUUCGAAACCAUCAUCUUCAAUUUACAAUACAAGAUUUGGAACUGUAACAUUCACACCAGAAGUUGUAACUAUCCCAUCAAGUUUAUUUAGAGAUACAUAUAACUAUGAUUAUAACAACUAUAUAUCAACUCUUAUCAUACCAGAUACAGUAGAAACAAUUGAAUCAUAUGCUUUCUAUUACGAUCACAUUACUAAUCUUACACUUGGAAGAGGCUUGAAAAAUAUUAAUGACUAUGCAUUUUAUCGAAAUUCUUUCACAAAUGUUACAAUUCCUUCAACACUGAUGACUACUAUUAAGCCAUACACGUUUGCAAAUUGUUAUAGUUUGAGAUACGUCACUUUGCCAGAUACCAUUCAAAUCAUUGAUAGUUAUGCUUUUAAUGGUUGUCCAUUAAUAAACAUUACUAUUCCAAAUGAUCUUAAAUCAAUUGGAUCGUAUGCUCUCUCAGGUUCUCUGUUCACAAAUUUAACUGUUCCACCAAACUUUUCAAGAUUCUAUGACAAUGCUUUGACAGGAACAAGUAUCAAGUACUUGAUUUAUCCAAUCCACACAAUUUUAGGAGCAUAUACAUUCGCAGGAAGUACAAUGACAUCAUUAGAUAUCCCAGAAGGUGUCAAAGAAAUUCCAGAUUAUUGCUUUGUUGGUUCAAAUAUUGUUUAUCUCAGAGUACCUUCAACACUGAAGAAAAUAGGUCAAUAUGCAUUCUCAAAUUCAAGAAUUGAGAAACUUUUGUAUUAUGAUCAUAUAAUUGAUAUUCAAGAAGGAGCAUUUGAGUAUACGCAGAUCAGAAAAUUUGAUUUUCCUGAAGGAACAACAGUAAUUAAAGGCCGAAUGUUCCGACACAGUUACCUAACAGAGAUCAAACUUCCAAGUACAUUAACAUCAAUUGGUUAUGAAGCAUUUUAUAAUACAUCAUUGUCAUAUAUUGAAUUUCCUGACUCAUUAACAUCUAUUGGAUCUUCUUGCUUCGUCUUGACAAAUAUCACUCAUUUCGAUUUUCCUCCAAUGUUAUCUUCAAUUGGAGACUACAUUUUCAAGGAUCUUAAUAUCACCAAUUUUACACUUCCACCAACAUUAACAUCAAUUGGAAGUGGAGCAUUCGCAAACACAUCAAUAACAUACAUCGAACUUCCAGAAGGAUUAAGCACAAUAAAUUCAUAUACAUUCAGAGAUACACCAUUAUCAAACAUUAGUCUUCCAAUUUCUCUAAGAUAUAUUAAUUCAAAUGCAUUUGCUCGUACACCAAUUACAUAUUUAGAUCUUCCAGAUAAUUUCUAUGAAUUUGACUCAUAUGCAUUAGCUAAUUCAAAUAUUAGAGAUUUUAGACCUCCAAGUGGAUUGAGAUAUAUUUAUUACAGAGCUUUCCAAAACUGUCCAGUAAAGAACAUAACCCUUCCAAAUGGAUUAUCUCAAAUCGACUCGGAGGCAUUUAUGUAUUCAAAUAUUGUUAAUAUCACAACACCACCAUCAUUACAAAUAAUCUAUAAUGAUGUUUUCGCAUAUUGCCCAGUUCAACAUGUUGAUUUGUGGGAAGGAAUGACAUAUAUUUAUCAAUACGCAUUUAGAAAUAGCAAUAUCACAAAUAUUACUUUGCCAAGCACCAUAACAUAUAUUGAUAGAGAAGCUUUCUUUAACAGCACAUUACAAUCAAUUACUUUCAACAGUCCAGUUGAGUUUUAUUCUAAAGUAUUUGCAUAUACUCCAAUGGAAUAUCUCAAAAUUCAUGAAAAUGUUACUACUAUUUAUAGUUAUUCACUAGCUUAUACUAAUUUGAAAGAACUUGUCAUUCCAGAUACAGUUACAUCCAUUGAAAAAUUUGCAUUCUAUUAUACUAAAUUACCAAAUAUUACAUUGCCAUUUAAUUACACUCAUAUUGUAGAAUCUACCUUUGAAAGUGCAGGAAUUAAAUACUAUACAAUCACAUCAAACAUUACAACAGUAGAAAGAUAUGCAUUCAGAUAUAGUGGUGUUCUCAAUAUAUCUUUACCAUCAAAUAUUACUAAUUUUGGUGAAAAUGUCUUCGAAGGAUCCGAUAUCGAAUACAUCGAACUUCCAGAGAUAUUCCCAAUUAUCCCAAUAGAGACAUUCAAAAAUUCUAGUCUGAAAGGUAUCAAAAUUUCCAACUCAACAACUUUGAUUCAGGAAAGAGCUUUCUGGGGAGUUCCAAUGACAAAUAUAACUAUAUCUGAUUCAGUGACAUAUAUUUCUGAGUAUGCUUUUGCAUAUUCGAACUUAACUCAUAUUCAUCUUGGUGCAAACCUUGUAGGACUUGGACCUUAUGUCAUCACUCAUACACCAAUGACAGAAAUAGUUCUUAAUGAAAACUUCAACUAUUUCAAUAAUUCUGCUUUGAGUGAAUCAAAUAUCACACAUAUUACAUUAUCAUCACAUAUAAAUAGCCUUGGUAGAUACACAUUUAGUGAUACAAAGCUUGAGUAUAUAAAUAUUCCAGAAGGAUUGACACAAAUUGUUGAUUACGCAUUUGCAAAUAGUUCAUUGAUUGAAAUUAAUUUGUCAUCAACUGUUCAAACAGUUGGAACAUGGGCAUUCUCUAAUUCAUCAUUGAAAUCAAUUAAAUUCAAAGAAGGAACUACAACUAUUGAUAACUGGGCGUUCUCUGGAUCUAAAUUAGAACAUAUAGAAUUACCACAUUCACUUACAUAUGUUGGAUAUUAUGCGUUUGCAGGAAUUCCUUGCGAAAACGUCACAUUUUAUGAAAAUUUCCAGCAUCUUGGAGAUAACGCUUUUGAAGAUAGUAAGAUAAAACAUGUAGUUUUCCUUAGUGUUUCAUAUAUAGGAGAACUUGCAUUCUAUAAUACAGGAUUACAAUCAGUAAAGUUCCCAGAAAGAUGCAACCAGUUAGUUAUUGAUUAUGGUGCAUUUUGGAAUUGCAAGAUGCCAGAUUUUAUUCUUCCUAAAGGAGCUAAUGUCCUUGGUAAAUUUGCUCUAAGAGGAGUAAGACUCUACAGACUCUUCUUGCCAAGUUCACUUCAAAUGGCUCACAAUUGGUCAUAUGUUGGUGCUCAAAUUGACCACGUUGAUCUAGAAGAAUAUGUAACGAAAAUCCCAGAUUAUUACUUCUCAUUAGGUGAUUUCUAUUCUUUCUCUCUACCUACGACAGUUAGAUACAUUGGUGAAUAUGCAUUCUUGUCAUCAUGGAUGAAAGAAAUAACAAUCCCUGCUGGAUGCAAUAUUUCACGAUAUGCAUUCCAUGAUUGCAAAGCAUUGAAUAAGAUAACUAUUGGUACAAAUUGUAUCAUCCAUAAAGAUUCAUUUAACUUCUGCAAUAACACAAAAGUCAUCGAAGUUUCCGAUGGAAUUACUUACAAAGAUAUGGCAUUUGGAGAUCUUGCAAAUAUCAGUUUAAUUUACAGAGGAACAAACGACAUCACUGAUCAAAUGACAAUAGAUAACUAUAAACAGAUUGCAGCAAAUGUCACAGUUCCAUGCAGCUAUACAUCUUCAACAUUUUGUGGAAUUAAUGUUAUCAAAAAAGAUGAAUGUUCAGAAAUAUAA
Messenger RNA from Trichomonas vaginalis G3, 4305 nucleotides. RefSeq names its product leucine-rich repeats (6 copies)-containing protein. The record is from RefSeq and is a predicted model, not a curated record. The transcript has a single exon. Lineage: Eukaryota; Parabasalia; Trichomonadida; Trichomonadidae. The coding region runs from base 1 to 4305 and encodes 1434 amino acids.